Pollicipes pollicipes is the source of this 762-nucleotide messenger RNA. RefSeq names its product luc7-like protein 3. Gene Ontology annotation, biological process: mRNA splice site recognition. Bases 1 to 762 code for a protein of 253 amino acids. Gene Ontology annotation, cellular component: U1 snRNP. The transcript is spliced from 7 exons. NCBI's taxonomy places the organism in Eukaryota, Metazoa, Arthropoda, Thecostraca, Pollicipedomorpha, Pollicipedidae. The record is from RefSeq and is a predicted model, not a curated record. Gene Ontology annotation, molecular function: mRNA binding.
AUGACAGACUAUGCGGCAAAGCUGCUCAAUGAGCUGAUGGGACGAAGCAGGAACCUGAUGCCCAAUGAACAGGAAAAGAAGCUAACAUGGGACUCACCAGAGAUGUGUCAUCUGUUCCUGGCCAAGAUCUGUCCACAUGAGCUGUUCACCAACACAAAGGCUGACCUGGGUUCAUGCGGUGGCAUUCACGAUGACGAUGUGAAGGUGGAGUUUGACAAGCUCCCCAGCUUCAAACGGCAGGCCUACGAGGAUGAAUUCAUCCGCUUCUGUCAGUCGAUGCUGAAUGAAGUGGAGAAGAAAAUCAAGAAGCAGCGACAGCGUCUGGAACUGCAACCCAACGACCACAAGUUGUCAUCGCUGGUACCUCCGCAGUUCACGCGUCAUGAGGACAAAAUCGGCAUGCUCACCGACAAGAUCAACAAACUCGUCUCCGAAGUGGAGGAGCUCGGCUGCAAGGGACAGGUGGAGGAGGCGCAGGGCAUCAUGAAGCUCACCGACAAGCUCAAGGACGAGCGGGACCAGCUGCGCCGAGCCAACGAGGGCUCGGUCUGGCACCAGGCGGCCGAGAUGGCUGCCUCGCAGGAGAAGCAGAUGCAGGUGUGCGAGAUAUGCGGCUCCUUCCUCAUCGUCGGCGACGCCCAGCAGCGCAUCGACGACCACCUCACCGGCAAGAUGCACAUGGGCUACGCCCAGCUGCGCGACGCCAUCGACGAGAUGCGGGUGUCUCGCGAAAAGGAGAAGCACGACCGCGAGGCGAGGUGA